GUGUAUAGAUUAUUGGUUAUCUUCUUUCCUUUUUAAGUAUGAUUAUGUUGGAAGAAAUAAAUUUAUUUGUAAUUUUUUCUGUUAGAUUUGUUUUUUUUGGUUCAGUAGAAAUCUUUUAUUUGAAUUAAAAGGUUUUGUAAAUAUCAUUUGUGGAAGAUUUAAACCAUAAUCUAUGUUUUUAUAAGAUUUUAGAUUCAAAGGAUCUAAAACCAAAAAAUAAUAACAAUACUAUGAUUAUAAUUGUUUUAUAUGCCACUGUUUGAUGCCUUUAUAAACUAGACAUGUGACUUGCAAAUAUCAGUUGUGGAAAAUAUAAACCAUAAUCUAUGAUUACCUUUAUAAACUAAAUAUGUGACUUGUCUUUUUAGAAAUAAUGGCAAAAGACGAAGAAGAAUUGCCACGAGCACUAGCUGCUUUUUUGAAAGUAUGGAAGACUUUUGAGAUGAUAAGUAUGAAGAAGUAGAUGCUAAAGCAUUUACAAACGACGGUGCUGUACACAUUCCAGCCUCAAUGCCGGAAGAAAUCAGGGGACCCAGUGUUCAAUUCAGAGUCAACAAAUCCUAAGAAACAACAUUGGUUCAUGUGUUCUAUUUAUUUGUCUGAGAUUUUCUGUGAUCUUGUUAUUGUCUCCAUAAUAGUUUCUCUGGUCUUUCUGCUAUUCUCAGCUUUGAAAAAGCCACUGAAGAUAACUGAUAAGCUUCGACAUUGUUAUUUCAGAAAAAAAUGUCUUAGAAGUUAGAACUUGGAGGCUUCAGGAAGAAGUGACAUGGAUAAGUAGCUGAGCUGGAAGUUUGAAGCUGGUAUGUUAGACAUCCUCUCGUAUUAGGUUUACAUAUACAUAGAGUGAUGUGUUCUUGCUUUACGUUGGAGAGAAGAUCUCACGUUGAAAAUAUGAAAGGGACUUGAGUAAUUUAUAAGAGAUUUGUGUCAAUCUACUUAUCGUCAAUUGGUUUUAAGUUGAAAGCUCAGGAAAUUUGUUAUGGUAUCAGAGACAUGUCAAUAGCCUAAUCAAUUAAUCCGGCCGGGACAGUGGUCCGAUCAACCCACUAACUGAUGGAAGGUUCAGUUCCUACGAGAUUGCUAGAAAAACAUUGUUUCGGAGGGGGUAUGAUGGAUUCUGCGAGAUUAAUAGUUAUAUGCACCAUUAUCUCGAGUGAGAGUGUUGAGAGAAGAUCCCAUAUUGAAAAUAUGUAAGGAACAAAUUUACGCUUGGAAACACAAUUUGAGUUUCUAAUUUUACUAAAAGACACAUUGAAUCUUUAACACACUUUCUCAUUGCAAAUUUACCAGGAUAACCUCCAACUAAGCUAAGAGAGAUGAUGUCUCUCGUUACCUUUUCUUCUAACUAACCAAACUGAUCUGCUUUUUUACUUUUUUUUUAAAAUACAAUUUUUUUUUCUCUAACUAAUAAUCAAACCUUAUCUCUUCACUUUAUACAAAAUCGUGAAAAUCCUUUCUCCCCUGACAUUUUCUAGAUCCAUAUGUUGAACUCAGACAUAAGAGGUUAGAGAGAUUGAACCCUAACCUUCUCCAUCUGAAACUGUCACUAAUACUCUUUUUCACUUUUGCCUUUUCUCGAUCUUUUUAUCUCGAUCUCGGAAUCUCAAUCUCUAUUUCUCAAUCUCAGAAUCUCGAUCUCUAUUCCUCGAUCUCAAUCUCUCCUAUGAACGAAACUUAGUCUUGUAAAAACGAUGGAGGUUGUGAUGGAUACCGCAAUGAAGGCGGUGGUGGUUAUGGAGGUGAUGGUGGAAGGCGUGAGUGUGGAUACAAUGGUGGUGGUUGGUGGAGGUGGCUACUCAAGUGGAGGAGAUGGUGGUGGAUACAGUGGUGGUGGAUACGGUGGAGGAAGCGAUGGAUGCCGCAGUGGAGGCGGUGGUGGUUAUGGAGGCUGUGGUGUAAGACGUGAGGGUAGUUACAGUGGUGGUGUAAGUGGCUCCACGCGUCUCCCGUCCACGCAUCUCAUGUCCACGCGUCUCCCGUCCACGCAUCUCUCAUCCACACAUCUCCGUCCACGCAUCUUUUUUGUCCACAACGAACUUCCAUUUACCCCCAGAACCACAGACUCAUUCUCUACAUAUCACCAAACACAUCUCAACCAUCUGCACUUAAGAAACAAAAUAAUCAAAAUCAUGAAAAUUUUACCCCCUAAAACACAUUCUAUGUUACCAAUUACCUUUAGAGGCACAUUGUGUUGGGAGAACAUUUUUCCAUAUCAAUUUGUCCAAUAUUUUGUACAUGAUACUUAGGCUCGUAAAUCCAAUAUACGAUGUACACGAUAAUGUAUCCACAAUAAAUCUAAACUCUGACCUAAUUUGCCUAUCCACAACAAUUUGUCCACCAUAAACACAUCCACAUGAUUUUUGUCUACAAAAACAUAUAUCCACCAAUAGAUGGUUUGUGAAGUUAAUGUUCAUUUAUUGCAAACAACCAGAAACCAAGUUAUGUUUGGUUUAUUUUUUUAAAACAAAUAGAUUUCUCGUUAGAUUCAAGAAAGAGUAUUUUCGUCUCAAAAUGGGAGGACCCUACAUAUAAAGUGUGUUAAAGACACAAUGUCUUUGUGAGUAAAGAAAAGACAGAAUAUGUCUUCCAAUGUAACUCUCUCCUUGAGUAAUAUAUAAGGGUUACAGUAAUUAGAGGUAUAGUCUAUUUAGGAUCUGGUUUUGAUACCAUGUUAGAAUCAAAUUUAUUAUGGGUUCCAACUUAAAAUCAACUCGACAUUGAUUCGCACAAGCGCGCAGGUAUUUGUUUUCAUAUUUAUAUACGUAAACUUUUGUUCUAUAUUGUUAAUUGUAAAUAUUCUUAACAUUAACCAUAUUUUCAAACGUUUAUUGUUUUUUUUGAACAAAAUAAUGUUAUCGUCAACAUGUAUGGUCUUCUCCUUCAUUUACUUCUUCUACCAUUUUUGCAGAUAAUUUUAUAAUUUUAAAGUCAUAUAUUUGUCUGCUCUUAGUCCAUAAAGCAUUGUAGUAUAUAUUUUAAAUUAUUUUUCACAAACGAAAAAUGUAUAUCACAAAACAAAGUUGCACAUUCUGUUCAUAAAUUUAGAUUGAAAAGUAAACUAUGCAAUUAUAACAAAAAGUAAAACUAAAAUUUUAAUAAAAUAUUAUGAUUUAAAUUUCAAUUAUUCAUACUAAAAUAAAAGGGUUUGCUCAUAAAUCUUUCUAAUUCCAAAAAUUUAGCACCCCUUAAAAUAAAUAAAAUAACUUAAAAAAAUUUGGAAUUAUAAUUUCUAUUAAAAUAAAUUUGUUAAAAAAAUAUCAUGCGCUGUUACUGUUUAUUCCUAGAGUUUGACAUGUGACCGUUUGUAUAUUUUUUUUCACUUUAAAAUUUCUUUGUACUAAAAUGGUAUAAUAUAUAUAUAUAUAUAUAUAUAACUUAAAAUGUAUUAUCUAAUUGUUAGUAUAAAAAUUUAAAACAUAACAAUUUUAUUUAUUACUAUGAAUAAUUAUAUUUUUGUUAUUUUAAUCGUUUAUUAUAUCACAGUGUUUUAUAAAUUGUUUUAUAUUUUAUUUAUAUAUUGUAUAAACUGAUUAUGAUAUGUGAUUUUUAAUUUAUUAUUUAUUACUAAUUUAUUAUUUAUUACUAAUAAAUAUCGGAAAACAUUUAAUACGUUAAUACAAAAUAUAUUAGAAAAUCAUUCAUGAACCAGCUUGCAUGUGGAACAUUUCCGAUUUUGCUAUCAAAUGAGGUCAUGUACCAUAUUGCAUAAUAUGCUUGGUGAAGAUGAAUGAGAUACAUAUGCUCACGACUAUGAUCAAUCAGAGGCAAAUGGGUCUAAUGUACAACAACCAUUCUCGACUGAAGUGCUACCUGCAUUUGCAAAUCAUGUACGUGCUAUAUCGGAUUUGCGUAAUUCCAGUGUACAUCAUGAAUUGCAAGAAGAUCUAGUCAAACACAUAUGGGACAAAUUUGAAAUGUUCUGUGGUUGAAGAGAUUUUUUAGUUUGUGAGUUAAAUUUAUUGUACUAAUUAAACUAUGUGUGUUUUAUUAUUUACUAGGGCCGGCCCGCCCUACGGGCGGAAAGUUAUAAUAAAAGUUAUUUUAUGUUAAUUUAUGAAGUAUUUAAAAAUUAUUAUAGAUUAAAAAAUAUUAUAAACGAACAAAUAAUGAAAGAAUGAUGAGAUCAUUAUAAUUAUUUUUUUGUUUGUUUUGAAUUACCUUCACUAUUCUUUGAUAAAAAAACAUUAUAUUUUCAAUAUUUAUUUUAAUUUAAAAUGUUUAGUUUUAUAAUGUUUUUCAUUAAACUAACUUAUUAAAGGUUUUUUGCGAAUAUGAUUCAAAACUUCAAGUCAUCUCUAAAGUAAUUCAUGCUUUUUUAGAUUUUUCUUUGUGCUUUACAUGUGAUGUAAUUGUAUAUUUCGUUUGUGUGUGUGUUUUGUAAACUUUUGAUCAGAAAAGUAUAUAAUAAUGUUUAUGGCUUUUGAGAAUGUUAGGGUGUUGAAGGAUUAUGUAUGUUAAGAUUAUUUAUAUUUGAGUUCGAUGUUUGUGGCUAUAUUUUUAGAUUAUGAUGUAUAAAAUAUUAUAUUGAGUGAAUGAGGUGUAUGUGGUGCUCUCCUUGUAUGUUUUUUGAUAAUUUUGAGUCCAAAAUUGGUUGGUUAAUUGUGGCUUACUAUAUUUUAAGUUCUUAAGAAUAAGUUCGUGGUUCUCAUAAUUAUUAUUUGUAUGAAUGGAUUGGGUCAACAUGAUUGCAUUUCGUUACAGUAUAUGUUAGGCUAGAAAUAAUAUUUAAGAACCGAGUAAAAUAGCGAAAGUAUAAAUCUAAUUGUUUAUAUUCUAAAUUAACACUUAAAUAUAUAACUAUAAAAUUAUGUUUCAAAAACAUUUUAAUUCGUUUAAGGUUGUUUCAUAGGUGUAAAUCUGAUAUCUUUGAUGUAGAUAUCUACGUCUUUGUUUAUUUUAAUGUAAAUAGUUUAGUUUUUUUUUGUUAUUUUUCUAUUAGUUUCUUCAUUCUUACAGUUAUAAUUGAAUACUUUGUAGUUCUUUGUCAAUGAAUAAAAUUAUUUUAGUUUGUUUGUGCUAAGUUUAAGUGACUUAAUUACUAAAUUAUAUAUAUAUAUAUAUAUAUAAUAUAUAUUACUUCAUUAUACAUUAUAUUGUAUUUAUUAUUAUAUUUAAAAUAAUUUUUUGAAUAGUUUCAAUAUUUAGAAUAUUUUUUAAUUUAUUUAUAUAGAUGAGAAAAAGUUUCUAUUGUAGCAUGAAAUUUAUGAUAUUUUAAAUUGAGUUUUGUAAACAAAAAAUGGGUAACACUUCACAAUAUGAUAAAAAAAAUUAAAGAAACUGAAGAAACAUCACUGCCUUAAUUAUUAAAAUUAUUUUUUAUAUAUAAUUAUAAACAUAUUUUUAUUAAAAUAUCAUACUGUUAAAAUUUAAUAAAUUUUGUUGGUUAGAUUUGAAAGUAACAGUAACAUUCAUUUUUUGCUAGGACACAAAUUUUUUAAAUAAAAGAAAUUCAGGAAAAUGUAAUGAUUUACAUUUCUUCUUGUGGAUUUUUAUUUCACUUUGAUAUAGUUGAAGAAUAUCUAAAGUAAUGAUAACUAAUAAUUUAUUUCUAGGAGUUUCAAAUUUUAAUGUUACACUAAUUAAUUUUCUCGUAAUAAUAAAUUAAUCUACUCCAAAAUAAAUCAAUUGAAAAUACACUAUAAUGUGAUAAAAUUAUAAAAAGGUAUAUUUUAAAGUACUAUAGAAAUAUUUUGAAUAAUGCCAUAAAUAAUAAAUAAUAGAUUUUUAGUUAACAACAAAUGAUGUUUUAUACUAUAUGUUUGUUUCAGUUUAUAUUAUAUUUUCAAAUUAUAGUGAAAUUUUGUUUAACUAUUAGUGUUUUACUAAUUAUGAUUGUAAAUUAUUUUAGCAUCUUUUGAUUUUUUUUAACUAUUAGUGUUUUACUAAUUAUGUUUGUAAAUUAUUUUAGCAUCUUUUAAAAUUGUUUACAGAUUAAUAAUUAAUAUUUUUAUAAAUCAAUAAAGACUAUAAAAGUAUUGCAUUUAUAGGAGAAUUCAAUUGAGUUUCAUACAACAUCAUACCAAAUAAUUUACUCUAGGAACUAAACCAUAAUCUAACCGUUAAUAAUCUGGAAAUAAGGAUAAACCAGACUACAUAUAAAUGUUUUUGAAAUUCGUUUUCCUCUUUAGAGAUUAAAACCAGAAGAAGUAACUCAGUUGUAUAAUAUUUUCGGUGUUUCUGUAUUGAAUGAAAGUUUAUAGUUUGUUUAGUGCCAAGUAUCCCAUUCUCAAUUUCUACAAUAACAUCGAAAAGCAUAUAUAAUUACACAAUUAAAUGGAUUAUGCCCUUCAAAAGAAAACACAAUCAAAGAAUAUGUCGCUUAAUAUUCCAGUAAAAAAAAUGCACACCACAAAGCAAAAUGUAUAGAAUAAUCCAUGCACUCCAAAGUCCAAAUAUGGAUCCCUCUUUGAUAAUUCAGGAGCAACAUAGUAAUAAUCGCUUCCUACUAUAUCCUUCUAGACCUUUCAUGUAAACUAUGAGCACAAGAUUAUCAAUUAAACGGCAUAACUUAAUAAUGUAAGUGUAUCAAGCAAAAAAAUAUGCGCUUCAAAACUGAGUGUCUCCAUUCUGAAGCUUAUAAUUAUUUUUCAAAUAUACGAAGCAAUCUAUAAAAACCACAAACAGACCAGAGUUUCAAAACAACCCCAUAAAAACAGAGGAGAAAUCAAAACCAAAUUGGAUUUCACAAUUAUGACAAAGAAUGUUAUUUUCUUUUAUUAUCGGCUAGAAAUCUCGGAAACUUUUUAAGACAGUUAUACUCGGUCGAGCGAGUCAAUUACGACCUAUAUAUCCGGUCGGAUAGGGUUAAUAUUAAUUAGGAGUUUAACUUAUUAGGAUCUGAGCUCUGAUACCAUGUUAGAUUCGGGUUUAUUAUGAGCCUCCAACUCAAAACCAAUUGGCAAUUAGUAGAUUGACUCAAGUCCCUUAUAUAUUACUCAAGUCCCUUUCAUAUUUCCGAUGUGGGAUCUUCUCUCCAAUACCCUCCCUUGAGAUAAUGGUGCGUAUAACCAUUAAUCUCGCAGAAUCCACCAUACCCCCUCCGAAAUCAUGCUUUAUUUUUCUAGCGAUCUCGGCGGAACUGAGCCUUCUAUGGGCCAUCAGCUAAUGGGAUGAUCGGGCCACUGUCCGGGCCGGAUUAAUGGGUCAGAGUAUUGGGCCGGCUCUGAUACCAUGAUAAGUUUCCUGGGCUUCCAACUCAAAACCAAUUGGCAAUUAGUGGAUUGGCCCUAACCCUUUAUAUAUUACUUAAUGUCCCAUUGAUUUUCCAAUGUGGGAUACAUAUCCCUUAAUAUCUUUACACUCAACUACUGACGAUCUUUACUUGGUAAGAGUAUUCACCAUUGCAGAAAUUAUUUCUUUCUCUCUAUUUUUCUAACUACGAACAGAGAAAGCCGAUGAGAAAACAACAAUCGUCACAUUAAAGUAUCUCUCAUUUUUACUCUUGAUAUAAAAAAAAAGUAUACCGAUCAGUGGCCACUCAGGCGUGGAAGACUAUUUAACAUAAUAUCAUAAGAUAGUUAACCUCCAUUUGUCUUCUCUUUACCGCCGUUUCAUCUUAUGUUAUCGCUGCCAUCUCUAUCAACAUCCUCCUCGCAGUCCUCCCGAUCCAAUGUGGAUGCGGCCUCUCCCAAGGCCCAGUUCCAGUUGUACAUAGAUUAGCCAUGGCUCUGAUAUCAGCUGUCAUCUUGCUUGGAAUUCUCUUCUCCACCGUUGCUGAGAUCCGCGACACGCGCUGGAUAUGGUGGCGAACAUGCACCACCACGACUGUCAAGUGGUUCCUUCGAGGUGGAGAGAUCAUUACUCAAUCUUAACCUCAGCAAGAUCAUUUUAAAGUUUCGCGGAGGAUGAUGACCAUUUGGCUUCUUUUUGCAGGUUGUGUAUUUUUAUGAAAAAAUAGAAUGGUUUGAUGAAAAUUGGAAUUUGGAGAGGAUGUCAUCGCUAUUUAUAGGAUCACAAAUUUUGGAUCUGCAAAGCAGUUACAGAUGGAAAAGGAGUAACUAAAAUUGAUGUAGAGGGAAAGAGAUACGGGAGAAUUGAGUGGGGGAGUUAAUGGAGAAGCUUAAUAGAGGAACAUGGGAAGACGUUGCCGUUCUCGUAGAGGAUAUGGAAAUUAGGGAUUAGAGAAGAUGAAGGUCGUGGAGAAUAGGAGGGCCGUUAAUGGGCUUCUAAUUCAGUCGAGAAAGUGGGCUAUGGUAGAUAUAAUUCUAACGAAAGAAGAAAGCAAUUUAUGUGCCACGUCUCAACUUAGUUUCGGUGAGUUUUGCCUGCACUUGACACAUGUCGCCGCUCUCUCAGCCUCUGAAUUUAUGACAUGGAAUCCAAUGUGACAUCAUCAGGAGGGAUACAAAGCCUACUUUAUAUAUAAAGAUAUUGUGUGUUUAUUAAUGUAUUGUAUUUUAUUUUAUUUUCUCGUAAUUUUAUUUAUUUUAAUAAUGACUUACUUUAUUUGUCAUCUUUAAUAUUUGAUUUGUUUCUAUUAAAUUUACAAAAUGAAAUUAAAUUUAUGUAAAACAUAUAUUUAGUUCUAAAAUAUUUAAAUUUAAUUUCAUUCAAUAAUUGUUAAUACGUAAUUACAAAAACAUAAGAAAAUAAAAUUAUUUAAAAAGCAUGGUAAGGUGUUGAAUAAAAUUCAACAAACCAUUGUUAGUGGGUGAGUAUUGAAUUAUUAGAUAGAAAAGAGAGAUGGUGAUGUGGAAGAGAGAAAAUAUGAGGUGGAGAAUGUUAGACAAGUAUGAAAUUGACAAAGAUAUUUCAUGAGAUAAGAUGAGAUUCAAGAUUCAAUUAUAGCAUUAACUUAUGUAAAAACUUUUUUAUUAAAUAUAUUAAAAAGAAUUGUUACUUUAUAUAGUUUAUAAUAAUUAUUAUUAUAUAUAAACAAUUUUCAAGUUUCUGAAUCUUAAAUAUUUUUUUUCUUUCAUCAUUAAUUUAACAAUACAUAUUUGUAGAUGAAUGUUUUAAUUAUAAUUUUUAUAAGUUAUUAUUAUUAACGAAACAAAAAAAUUGUAGGUCUGGUGGUGACAACACGGCGAGGCUACCCCGUUCCAUACCAUGAAUUAGAAGUGGUAUGGCAAGCAUUUCCUGUGGUUUGACAUCCUCCAAAAAGAAAAAUUCUUUCCAGUUGUUCCUGCUCCAAUUUUUCCACAUGAACCGGAUACCAUGACUGUUGAACAAUUAAUUCAACAAUCAGGUCGAGAGCAUUUCCACUCCAUCCUCACCUAAAACGACACACUACAUUCUUAGUUCUUAUUGUAUGUUUUGUUUCAUUGUAGUUUAUCUUAUUCUUUUUUUUGGUAGGUUCAACAAGUCAGACAAUGGCAUUAGCAAGAGCGCCAUUAACAUGAUGAUGUACUCCAUUCUCAGUCACGGAUAUCCAUAUUACAGCAAGUUCCCGAAAUCUGAAAUCAAGUUUUCCGUCAAUUUGAGGUAUUUCUUAAAUAUUUUUUAAACAUUUUAUUUAAUUUUUUCUGUUAUAUUUCUACUAUUUAUGUGUUUUUCGUUUGUCAUCAAUAAUUAACUUGGGAAUCCGGAGAUACGAAAGUAGUCGGUGUAACCUUUCACCAAAAUGCCAUGAGAACUUAUGGGAAGAAUAUCUAUAAGUGGAAGAAGCUGUGUCGUAGGGAAAGACACCAAAAUCUAUAAACAGGACGGUCUGGUUUGAUUUGCAGGCGCAUUAGUCUAAACAUGAGUCUAAAGAUAAGUCAGCUGCCUUUAAUUCCAAGGACCACCAAAGCGACUGUGGCGGAAAAUAUCUUUAUGUCAAGAACUUAGGUGCAUGCAGUAUAUCUUAUUAUGACGAUCAACUUAGAGUUGUAUAUUUUCUUUAAUUAUUUAAAAAAAAAUUAUUUAUUAAUUUUCUUUUUUAAAUUAAAAAAAAUGAAGGUAAUCCUUUCAAUUAUAUCAAUAUAAUGAACGGGACGUACACCAACAAGAAGACGGGAAAAAUUCAAGAUUCUAUUAUGAAGGAUAUCAUAGAGUUCAUGGAAACUCGGGUGGAACAAGUCCGUGCUUUCCAGAUCAUCUCUGAUGAUGAUUCUUCGGCUUCCAUCAACUUGUGACAAGUUCGAAUAAACGAAAUGGUAGAAAAGGUAAUUUUUAGAUUAGUAAUUUCUUUAAUAUUUUAGUUUCAUUCAUAUUUUUUUAAGAUUUUUCAGGCUGUUCUAAGAAAGAAAAAUUCCCUGGUCCAGUUGAGUUGUCGGGCCUCCUCUUGUCCUUCUUCUUCACAAGCAAUGUAUGCCGAUCUCGUGAUUAUGGAGCAGUUAAAGAACAAAGAUGACUGGAUUGAAGCCUUGGAGACACAAAAUGCUACAAAUCUUGCUGAAAUGGUGGAACAUAAAGCUGCAGCGGCGGAACAAAGAUCGGUUGUGGUAAAAACUCAGAGGCUGAACCAGGAGCUAAUGAACAAAAUAAAGAGGUUGUUUCCUCCUGAGUUGUUGUUUUUUUUUUAAUUUAAGAACUUUUAAAUGUUUUUUUUGUUUUGUAAAACUUUAUUUAUAUAUUUUCGAAUUUAUAUAUUUUUAAUUAUUUAUUAAAUAAUAAAAAUAUCUGCAUUAAUUAAAAAUUAAUUAUAUAAAUAAAUUUAAAACAUUUCGAUGAUACAAGAAUCAGUGGAAUUUGAACCGAAACUAUCUGUCGGAAAUUUUCGACAGAAAAGUUGGUCAGAUAUUUACGACGGAAUUUGUCCAAAACUUCCGACCGAUUUGCUUCGUCAAAAUAUUCCAGCGAAAAAGUUCGUCUGAUAUUUCUAACCGAGAUUUUUUGUUGGAAAUUCCGAGCACCAAUCUUUCUGACAAUGUCUGUUUUGUCUGAAGUAAUUUCAGACGAAUUAUUUCCUCAGAAUUAUUUCUGACGAAAUUUUAGUCGGAAAUAUGUCCAUCAGAAUCCGUUGGAAAACUGUCAUAAUUUUCGAUGAAUUUUUUUUUGACGAGCUAGUUCUGACGAAAUUUUCUAUCAAAAUUCACCUGCCUUUUUGUAGUGGAAUCAUUGGUUCUCAUGCGCUUUCAUAUUCAGCUUUUCUAGAAUCACGAUUCCAAGCGAUUCCAGAUGCUUCUGAUUCCGCUUCUGCUUAGGAAGCAGGAAUCAUAGCCAAAAGAAAUAUUUCGUGCAACUUGAUUUUUUUAUAUUCUGGGAUUAAGCUAUACCGCGAGCAUUUUCGACCAUCUAUAUUUUUCGAAGAAUCUUCUCGUAUUAUUACUUCUUUCAAAACUCAACUUCAAAUUCAAGCAAAUCCAAGUAGAUUUAACUUUUUAUCACAUGCUAUCCGGUUAUUCUGCCAACGUCACUUGCGGUGUUUCCAUUCUAGCAUACUAAAAUAUUUUUCAAACUAUCGAGGAAGUAAUUUCUUGACCAAUGUAACCGAUACUCUGACCAAUUUACCAUGUACCCCGAAAACAACUACUUUUAUAAGUUUUUUGUUCUUUGUUCUUUGGACUUCGACUUCUCAUUCUCGAACACUUCUAUUAUCUUUUUGGCUUCCAUGUGCUUAAUGAAUUUUCUGCAACAUUUAACACUUUUAAGGCCAUUCAACCCAAUGCACUAUUUUUGCGUGUCGAAUUCAUUCCAUUGAUUGAUCCAUAUUUAUUUACCAAUUAUAACUUAGGCCUCUCAUCAACACCAUUAUUUGGCUUCAUCCACGUUCUUAUUAUUGUUGAGGGUUAUUAAACCUUAUUUGGCUUUUGUCUCCUUUAGGGUCUUGGUCGAAGGACAUUUGGUGUAGUAGGGGCAUUCCUAAACAUAAUUUUAUAUGUUCGAUGUUUAAAUUAGAUAAAUACCCUAAUAGAGAUAACAUUAGUUGGGGUUAGAACAUUGAACCGCUUUACCUCUUAUGAAAUUCAGAAAAUGAAUCAAGGGACUACAUAUGUUAUUUUUGCACUUACUCCUCUGAUCUUUGGAGCACAAUCUAUUUACGAUGCAGGUACCAUCCUCCUUCAACUAGUUCGAAUGCGACACUCUGUUUUUUGGAGUCUAUUCAAGGUGAAACAUACUCGACAAUGCUCAUUAUUUUGGUAUGUCAGUGCACUGUCUAUAAUCUAUGGAAGGAGAAAUCAAAGAUUGCAUCGCAACAUUUUCAGAACCCUGGAUCUUUGUUCAGACAAGUUGAUGCAGUUCUAAUGAACAAAUUUGAAGCCAUAAGAUCAGAAAAUCGGCCUUAAAAAUGUUUUGGUUCUUUAUUGUUCUCACUCAUUACCAUGUAUGUUACUACAAUGCUCUCUCACUAUCAUCUUAUGUCUCGUUGAAUGAAAGCUAUAUAUGGCACACAAAUUGAUUGACAGUGUUCAAUCUUGACUUCUCUCUUCAUGGGCUUCGACAUUUCAAGUUGAUAUUGGACUGUAACUUCAAAACUUAUGUUCUGGUAUUUUUAAUUUUCCUUUCGAUAUUAAUAGUCAACUCUUUUUCAAAUGUUUUAAUAAUUUAUGAAGUUUAAUUUAAUAUCAAUGCAGCAUAUUUGAAAAAAAGAAUUUUACGAAAGAUAAUUAACUAUGAUUAGAAUUGUAAUAGAGUUAGUCCUACUAUUAUACGGUAAACUUUUUAAACGUACGUUACACAGUAGAAACAUAUAUUUAGUUCUAAAAUAUUUAAAUUUAAUUUCAUUCAAUAAUUGUUAAUAAGUAAUUACAAAAACAUAAGAAUAUAAAAUUAUUUAAAAAGCAUGGUAAGGUGUUGAAUAAAAUUCAACAAACCAUUGUUAGUGGGUGAGUAUUGAAUUAUUAGAUAGAAAAGAGAGAUGGUGAUGUGGAAGAGAGAAAAUAUGAGGUGGGAAUGUUAGACAAGUAUGAAAUUGACAAAGAUAUUUCAUGAGAUAAGAUGAGAUUCAAUUAUGGCAUUAACUUAUAUAAAAACUUUUUUAUUAAAUAUAUUUAAAAGAAUUGUUACUUUAUAUAGUUUAUAAUAAUUAUUAUAUAUAUAAACAAUUUUCAAGUUUCUGAAUCUUAAAUAUUUUUUUUCUUUCAUCAUUAAUUUAACAAUACAUAUUUGUAGAUGAAUGUUUUAAUUUAUAAUUUUUAUAUGUUAUUAUUAUUAGCGAAACAAAAAAAUUGUAGGUCUGGUGGUGACAACACGGCGAGGCUACCCCGUUCCAUACCACGAAUUAGAAGUUGUCUGGCGAGCAUUUCCUGUGGUUUGAUAUCCUCCAAAAAGAAAAAUUAUUUCCAGUUGUUCCUGCUCCAAUUUUUCCACAUGAGCCGGAUACCAUGACUGUUGAACAAUUAAUUCAACAAUCAGGUCGAGAGCAUUUCCACUCCAUCCUCACCUAAAACGACACACUACAUUCUUAGUUCUUAUUGUAUGUUUUGUUUCAUUGUAGUUUUUCUUAUUCUUUUUUUUUUUGGUAGGUUCAACAAGUCAGACAAUGGCAUUAGCAAGAGCGCCAUUAACAUGAUGAUGUACUCCAUUCUCAGUCACGGAUAUCCAUAUUACAGCAAGUUCCCGAAAUCUGAAAUCAAGUUUUCCGUCAAUUUGAGGUAUUUCUUAAAUAUUUUUUAAACAUUUUAUUUAAUUUUUUCUGUUAUAUUUCUACUAUUUAUGUGUUUUUCGUUUGUCAUCAAUAAUUAACUUGGGAAUCCGGAGAUACGAAAGUAGUCGGUGUAACUUUUCACCAAAAUGCCAUGAGAACUUAUGGGAAGAAUAUCUAUAAGUGGAAGAAGCUGUGUCGUAGGGAAAGACACCGAAAUCUAUAAACGGGACGGUCUGGUUUGAUUUGCAGGCGCAUUAGUCUAAACAUGAGUCUAAAGAUAAGUCAGCUGCCUUUAAUUCCAAGGACCACCAAAGCGACUGUGGCGGAAAAUAUCUUUAUGUCAAGAACUUAGGUGCAUGCAGUAUAUCUUAUUACGACGAUCAACUUGGAGUUGUAUAUUUUCUUUAAUUAUUUAAAAUUGUUUUUAUUUAUUUAUUAAUUUUCUUUUUUAGAUUAAAAAAAAUGAAGGUAAUCCCUUCAAUUAUAUCAAUAUAAUGAAGGGGACGUACACCAACAAGAAGACGGGAAAAAUUCAAGAUUCUAUUAUGAAGGAUAUCAUAGAGUUCAUGGAAACUCGGGUGGAACAAGUCCGUGCUUCCCAGAUCAUCUCUGAUGUUGAUUCUUCGGCUUCCAUCAACUUGUGACAAGUUCGAAUAAACGAAAUGGUAGAAAAGGUAAUUUUUAGAUUAGUAAUUUCUUUAAUAUUUUAGUUUCAUUCAUAUUUUUUUAAGAUUUUUCAGGCUGUUCUAAGAAAGAAAAAUUCCCUGGUCCAGUUGAGUUGUCGAGCUUCCUCUUGUCCUUCUUCUUCACAAGCGAUGUAUGCCGAUCUCGUGAUUAUGGAGCAGUUAAAGAACAAAGAUGACUGGAUUGAAGCCUUGGAGACACAAAACGCUACAAUUCUUGCUGAAAUGGUGGAACAUAAAGCUGCAGCGGCGGAACAAAGAUCGGUUGUGGCAAAAACUCAGAGGCUGAACCAGGAGCUAAUGAACAAAAUAAAGAGGUUGUUUCCUCCUGAGUUGUUGUUUUUUUUUUAAGUUAAGAACUUUUAAAUGUUUUUUUUCGUUUUGUAAAACUUUAUUUAUAUAUUUUUGAAUUUAUAUAUUUUAAAUUAUUUAUUAAAUAAUAAAAAUAUCUGUAUUAAUUAAAAGUUAAUUAUAUAAAUAAAUUUAAAACAUUUCGAUGAAACAAGAAUCAGUGGAAUUUGAACCGAAACUAUCUGUCGGAAAUUUUCGACAGAAAAGUUGGUCAGAUAUUUACGACGGAAUUUGUCCAAAACUUCCGACCGAUUUGCUUCGUCAAAAUAUUCCAGCGAAAAAGUUCGUCUGAUAUUUCUGACCGAGAUUUUUUGUUGGAAAUUCCGAGCACCAAUCUUUCUGACAACGUCUGUUUUGUCUGAAGUAAUUUCAGACGAAUUAUUUCCUCAGAAUUAUAUCUGACGAAAUUUUAGUCGGAAAUAUGUCCAUCAGAAUCCGUUGGAAAACUGUCAUAAUUUUUGAUGAAUUUUUUUUUGGCGAGAUAGUUCUGACGAAAUUUUCUAUCAAAAUUCACCUGCCUUUUUGUAGUGGAAUCACUGGUUCCCAUGCGUUUCCAUAUUCAGCUUUUCUAGAAUCACGAUUCCAAGCGAUUCCAGAUGCUUCUGAUUUCGCUUCUGCUUAGGAAGCAGGAAUCAUAGCCAAAAGAAAUAUUCCGUGCAACUUGAUUUUUUUAUAUUCUGGGAUUAAGCUAAACCGCGAGCAUUUUCGACCAUCUAUAUUUUUUGAAGAAUCUUCUCGUAUUAUUACUUCUUUCAAAACUCAACUUCAAAUUCAAGCAAAUCCAAGUAGAUUUAACUUUUUAUCACAUGUUAUCCGGUUAUUCUGCCAACGUCACUUGCGGUGUUUCCAUUCUAGCAUACUAAAAUAUUUUUCAAACUAUCGAGGAAGUAAUUUCUUGACCAAUGUAACCGAUACUCUGACCAAUUUACCAUGUACCCCGAAAAAACUACUUUUAUAAGUUUUUUGUUCUUUGUUCCUUGGACUUCGACUUCUCAUUCUCGAACACUUCUAUUUAUGUUUUUGGCUUCCAUGUGCUUAAUGAAUUUUCUGCAACAUUUAACACUUUUAAGGCCAUUCAACCCAAUGCACUAUUUUUGCGUGUCGAAUUCAUUCCAUUGAUUUAUCCAUAUUUAUUUACCAAUUAUAACUUAGGCCUCUCAUCAACACCAUUAUUUGGCUUCAUCCACGUCCUUAUUAUUCUUGAGGGUUAUUAAACAUUUCCUCCAUAGGGGAGGUCUAUGACCUUAUUUGGCUUUUGUCUCCUUUAGGGUCUUGGUCGAAGGACAUUUGGUGUAGUAGGGGCAUUCCUAAACAUAAUUUUAUAUGCUCGAUAUUUAAAUUAGAUAAAUACCCUAAUAGAGAUCACAUUAGUUGGGGUUAGAACAUUGAACCGCUUUACCUCUUAUGAAAUUCAGAAAAUGAAUCAAGGGACUACAUAUGUUUUUUUUGCACUUACUCCUCUGAUCUUUGGAGCACAAUCUAUUUACGAUGCGGGUACCAUCCUCCUUCAACUACUUGGAAUGCGACACUCUGUUUUUUGGAGUCUAUUCAAGGUGAAACAUACUCGACAAUGCUCAUUAUUUUGGUAUGUCAGUGCACUGUCUAUAAUCUAUGGAAUGAGAAAUCAAAGAUUGCAUCGCAACAUUUUCAGAACCCUAGAUCUUUGUUCAGACAAGUUGAUGCAGUUCUAAUGAACAAAUUUAAAGCCAUAAGAUCAGAAAAUCGGCCUUAAAAAUGUUUUGGUUCUUUAUUGUUCCCACUCAUUACCAUGUAUGUUACUACAAUGCUCUCUCACUAUCAUCUUAUGUCUCGUUGAAUGAAAGCUAUAUAUGGCACACAAAUUGAUUGACAGUGUUCAAUCUUGACUUUUCUCUUCAUGGGCUUCGACAUUUCAAGUUGAUAUUGGACUGUAACUCCAAAACUUAUGUUCUGGUAUUUUUAAUUUUCCUUUCGAUAUUAAUAGUCAACUCUUUUUCAAAUAUUUUAAUAAUUUAUGAAGUUUAAUUUAAUAUCAAUGCAGCAUAUUUGAAAAGAAGAAUUUUACGAAAGAUAAUUAACUAUGAUUAGAAUUGUAAUAGAGUUAGUCCUACUAUUAUACGGUAAACUUUUUAAACGUACGUUACACAGUAGAAACGUAUCCGAAUUUGACUAGUGUUUUUCCAAAAAAGAAUUAGAUUUAUUUCCUUAUUAGCUAAAUGCACUGUAGCAAUAUAUAUUUUGAGAUUCUUACAGGACUUAACCCCAAUCAUUAAAAGAAAAUACCAACAAAGCAAGAUAAAGAGAGAAAAACAGAGAGAUAAGUUUUCUUUUCCUUUGAGCAAAGCAGAUCUAGAGAAGAUGUCUUCAUCGUACUCUCAGUCUAUCCCCCUCAUCGCCACCGGAGCAAACAACUUUAACCAAAAAGAGAUGGAGAUGACGAUGACUCAAAAACGUAACACCUUUGUUUCACCAUCACUCAGAAAACAAAGAAACCAACCUGGAAACCGAAAUCCAGAUGCUGAAGUGAUAGCGUUAUCUCCAAAGACGAUCAUGGCGACGAACAGAUUCCUAUGUGAAGUGUGCAACAGAGGAUUUAACCGGGAACAGAAUCUACAGCUUCACGGGAGAGUACACAACCUUCCAUGGAAGCCGAAACAAAAGUCGGAAAAAGAAGCGAGGAGGAAGGUAUACAUUUGUCCGGAGCCCACGUGCGUCCACCAUGACCCGUCACAUGCUCUCCGAGACUUCACAGGAAUCAAGAAGCAUUAUUACCGGAAGCACGGUGAGAAGCAGUGGAAAUGCGACAAAUGUCCUAAGAGUUAUGCUCUUCAAUCUGAUUGGAAAACUCACUCUAAGAUUUGUGGUAUCAAAGUGCAUCGAUGUGACUGUGGUACCACCUUUUCUAGAAGAGAAAAUUACAAUGCCCACAAGGCAUUAUGUGAUGCAUUGAAUCAAGAGUCAGGAAGAAAUCCUACUGGGAGCAUCACGAAUAUGGCAGCAGCCGCUGGUGGAAGUGAUGGAAGACAAGACUUUUACGGCGGUGCUGCUUCUGCUCUUGGCAGACUACAAGACUUUUACGCCUGUGCUGCUUCUGCUCUUGGCAGGCAAGACUUUUACGGCGGUGCUGCUUCUGCUCUUGGCAGACAUGGUUUUUACCGCGGUGCUGCUUCUGCUCUCUCGCAUAACCAAUUCGGUAACAACUCAAACACUGGUUACAAUCUGAACCGUUCAUCUUCCAAUAAGUUUGAAGGCUUCGUUCCUCACCCCACCAACCCUAAUCCCGGCCCAACCAAUUUCCCCAUGCAAUGCCCUUCGAACCAAGCAUCGUUGGCGCACAACGAUCAGAGUCUCAGGAGCCAGCAUGAUUUGAUUAGCCUCGGUGCUAGGAUCAACAAUAACAACAACAACACUAACCAUGGAUAUUUUCAGAACAACACCAAGACCUCUAAUCAGACUCUUUUCGCCCAUGGUGCUGACAUCAACGAUCCUUCUGUUUGGCAAAGAGGAUUAACUCCUUCAUCUUCGUCAGGUGUGGUCGUUAAUGGCUUUGGAGAUAAUGAUAAGGGAAACCUUCAGGGUCGGAUGAACUCUCUUGCUAUGACAACAAAUCAACAAGGCUGGUCCGCUAGUAACAUUUUCGGCCCUCAUUUCGGGAACAACCUUAGCAUGGGAGGCUCUGAUGUGUUGACUCUUGGUGUUAACGGAGGAAGUGUGAGCAAAGGUCGUGGUGAUCGUAAUCCAGCACCUUUGGACACUCAGAUGAAGUUUGCGUAUCCGAAUCGUCCAUUUGGAAACCCCUGAGAUGAGAUUUUAUGUGAAUAUAUUUUGUUGGCUUUCAUUGGAGACAUUAUUUUUAAGUUUUUUUUGGUUUGCUUUUGUCAACUAUUGCAGUGGAUAAGUAUCUUCUCUUUAGUAAGGAUUUAAGUUGGGGAUUUUCAGUUAAUUUCGUCAA
Molecule: messenger RNA, 18415 nt
Organism: Brassica rapa (field mustard)
Lineage: Eukaryota; Viridiplantae; Streptophyta; Magnoliopsida; Brassicales; Brassicaceae
Product: protein indeterminate-domain 6, chloroplastic
Cellular component (GO): nucleus
Molecular function (GO): DNA-binding transcription factor activity
Source: RefSeq, a predicted model, not a curated record